Molecule: messenger RNA, 2680 nt
Organism: Tetranychus urticae (two-spotted spider mite)
Lineage: Eukaryota; Metazoa; Arthropoda; Arachnida; Trombidiformes; Tetranychidae
Gene: rl
Product: Mitogen-activated protein kinase rl
Biological process (GO): protein phosphorylation
Molecular function (GO): ATP binding; MAP kinase activity
Source: RefSeq, a predicted model, not a curated record
UUUCUGUUCACUUGAAAACAGUUUACUUUUGGCAAUCAGAAAGUGAGUCUCUUGUUGAGUGGAGUGUGUUUUAAGCAAUCUUGUAUUUUACUUUCUCUUCUCUCUCUCUCUUCCGACUUAUUUUCUCUCUCGCUCUCUCUCUCAAUUGUCUUUUACCUUUUGUUUUUUUCAAUAAACAUCAAAAGUGUAUCUUCACACGAUGGGAGAAGCAAUCAGAGGUCAGAUUUUCGAGGUUGGACCUCGUUAUGUAGAUCUACAAUAUAUUGGCGAAGGAGCUUAUGGUAUGGUUGUUUCUGCAACGGACACAAUAACAAAACAUAAGGUAGCUAUUAAAAAGAUCAGUCCAUUUGAGCAUCAGACAUAUUGUCAACGGACUCUACGGGAAAUCAAGAUAUUAACUCGCUUCAGACAUGAAAAUAUAAUCGAUAUCCGCGAUAUCAUUAGAGCGCCUACAAUCGAUCAGAUGAAAGAUGUUUACAUUGUACAAUGUCUAAUGGAAACAGACUUAUAUAAAUUGUUGAAAACCCAAAAUUUAAGUAAUGACCAUAUAUGCUACUUCCUGUACCAAAUACUCCGUGGUCUGAAGUAUAUUCAUUCUGCUAAUGUACUCCAUCGUGACCUAAAGCCAAGCAAUUUGCUUCUAAAUACUACUUGUGAUCUCAAAAUUUGUGAUUUUGGCCUAGCUCGUGUAGCUGAUCCGGAGCACGAUCAUACUGGGUUUUUGACCGAGUAUGUUGCCACUCGUUGGUACAGAGCUCCAGAAAUUAUGCUUAACAGCAAAGGUUACACCAAAUCAAUUGAUAUUUGGUCUGUUGGUUGCAUCCUUGCCGAAAUGAUUUCCAACAGACCUAUUUUUCCUGGUAAACAUUAUUUGGAUCAAUUGAAUCAUAUACUCAGUAUAUUAGGAUCGCCCUCUCAAGAAGACCUGGACUGUAUCAUUAAUGAUAAGGCCAGAAGCUAUUUACAAUCAUUACCGCACAAAGAAAAAGUACCCUUUUUCCAAUUAUAUGAAAAUGCCGAUGAUAAAGCACUUGAUCUUCUUGACAAAAUGUUGACAUUCAAUCCUAACAAAAGAAUCACAGUGGAACAAGCAUUGGCCCACCCCUAUCUUGAACAAUAUUAUGAUCCUGGAGAUGAGCCAAUUGCUGAUGAGCCUUUCCGAUUUGAAAUGGAAUUGGAUGAUCUCCCGAAAGAACGCCUGAAAGAAUUAGUUUUUGAAGAAACCCAACGGUUCAAGUCAACUUUGGUUGGCAAUCAAACUUGGACAGCAAAUUGAUUGUUCAUCCAGCAAGGCAUGGUCAUUAUCUUUUUUUCUGGUCCUUCUUUUCUAUCUUUAUCUUCACUCAUCUCCUUUCCUUUCUUACUUUCAUCUUCAUUUCCAACUUUCUUCAAUUUUUCUCAUGCCUUUAAUCAACAUUAUAAGUUCUUUCUUCUACUUUCCAUAAAACUAAAACACUAAAACGCAUCAUAAGUUUUCCCAAAUUCAAUGGGUAACAAUUUUUUUGCCCAUGGAAAUCAAAAGUGACAAGAAUCUUAUUCCGGUUAAUUCAGUUUUGUUGGUUCAUUCGCGUUUGAAAGCAAUCAAUACGUGACGUGAUAAUGAUCAUGACUUUUGCCCAAGUUAUCAAGAUUUAUUCUUUUUUCCUUUGUUAUAAAUUCAACUUUUUUACACCUUUUUUUUGGUGAAAAUGAAGUGUGAAAAGAAACUACUUCAUCUUUUCGUUUCAUUUUUCUUCUGGAGGACAAAGAGAAAAAUGGAUGAUAUUCAUCGCCAAAACACGUUGAAAGAUUAAAAUCUAACCGAUGUUUCAACCCCAACUCUAUACAUACAUUUUCAAUUAUAAAUAUAUUUUUUCGCUAAUCAAAUGUAUGGGGAAACAGAACUCGAUCCCAAAGUGACUCCGAGAAUGAUGAAAAGAAGCCAGACAAAGCGAUAAAAGAACUACAAUCACAAAGCCAAACAAUAAUUAAAUCCUGAGAAUCAGAAGAUUGACGAUUGACCGAUAAUCAUUUGUGCUAUCCAAUUGCUUUACCAAUUGAAUUUUUACCGCUCAAUCACUUUUCUCUCUCACGUACUUUCACUGUCUCUGUUCCUCCGAUUUCUUCCCUCCCUUUUAUCAAUACUAAUGAGUUAUGUUAAUGUAUAAACUCAAAAAGACCAUUCCAAGGCAGAGAAACCCUUUCUUUUUUUGCAAAGCCAUUGAUUCAAUCUUUCAAGCAAAGUGAGCAAAAAACUCAUCUUGGAAAAAAACUGCAUCUUCAUGAUCAAGGAAACAAAUUGGAUUGUUUUUUCAUUUACCCCAAUUGAAGAUGCCAAUCUCGGUGAAGACGAAGACGAUAAGGUCAAUAAUGUAUCUUAUUGCUCUUCAAUUUAAAAUCCGUAGAUAAUGCUUUCAAGUGAUAAUCUUCACUAACAAUUAGUUUUUUGCUUAUAAACCCUCUGAUUGAUUUGUCUGUUAUGAACAAAAAAAGGUCCAUUUCUCUGUCUUAUUUUAUCACAAUCACCUUUUCCUCUCCUUACAUCUCUUAACCUGAAAAUAUAACGCAACAUUGAAAAUCUUAUUAAUAUUUACAACUCUCUAAUUACUAUUAUUACCAUUUUACAGAAGAGAUAGGAAUUAAAUUGAUAAUGCAAUCCAUCCUUGAACAAUUAGCUGACAAGUUUAUAAUAUAAAAAAAA